GUGGGGGGGAAACACUCAAGGCGUUCCACCUCCUCCCGGCAGCAAAACAUUAGUCAACUACAAACUUCAAGAGCGCGCAGCGAAAGUUCCCUCUGCAACGGAUGAACGACCAGAGGAUAGUGCCGAGAGAGGACAGACCGAACGAACCGAUCCUCCGAGUGUUGGGGUGCGAGAAUGGCGGAGAGUCGGCAUGAUUCCUGCACACUUUCAAAAUGGCACAUGUAGACUCAGUUCAAUAGCAGCUCCGGAGCAAUUUACUUUUCCUCAAACAAACGAUAGUAAGGAAUAGCGUGAAACAGCGUAAGACAGUGGAGGAGUUGGACGUCUCGAGGACAGCGUAUCGUCUCUCUCUCUCCCCUCAUCUCGAGAUGAGCUGUCAGCGGGAAUUGCGAUGGUUGCUCUUAUUCGCUGUCUUGCAAGUGGGUUUACCCCAGGAGACCCGGGAGAAAUCGCGGCAUUGUGACAAGCCGAAGUCGCAGGAAGACAUGAACUCCUUCUUGUGGAGGGUGAGGCGCAAUCCGCCAUCUCCUCCCUCCUACCUGUUCGGGACCAUCCAUGUUCCUUACACGCGUGUGUGGGACUUUAUCCCUGAGAGCUCCAAGCGGGCCUUCCAAACCAGCUCCAACGUCUUCUUUGAGCUGGACCUGACCGACCCGCUGACCAUCUCCAAGCUAACCAGCUGCCAGCUGCUGCCCAACGGCAUGAACCUGCAGACGCUGCUGCCGCGCGACCUCUACCGGCGGCUCAAGCGCCACCUGGACUACGUCAAGCACAUGAUGCCCUUCUGGAUGACGCCGGACCAGCGUGGACGUGGCCUCUACGCCGACUACCUCUUCAACGCCAUCGCUGGCAACUGGGAGCGCAAGCGGCCCGUUUGGGUCAUGCUCAUGGUCAACUCGCUGACCGAGGCUGACGUGCGCUCGCGCGGCAUCCCCGUGCUCGACCUCUACCUGGCCCAGGAGGCCGAACGGCACGGCAAGCAGACAGGGGCCGUGGAGCGUGUCGAGGAGCAGUGCCACCCCCUCAACGGACUCAACUUCUCACAGGUGUUGUUUGCGCUCAACCACACACUGCUGCAGCACGAAGGCGUCCGCGCGGGCAGUCUGCAGGGCUCCUACACCACCGAGGACCUCAUCACACACUAUAACUGCGGGGACCUCGGCGCCAUCAUCUUUAACCAUGACACCUCACAGCUCCCUCACUUCAUCAACAGCUCCCUGCCAGCCCACGAGCGAAUCACGGCGCAGCAGAUUGACAGCUACUUCCGCCAGGAGCUCAUCUACAAGCGCAACGAGCGAAUGGCGAGCCGCGUCUCCGCCCUGCUGCAGAGAAGCCCCUCCCAGAGCUUCUUCUUCGCCUUCGGAGCAGGUCACUUCCUUGGCAACCACAGCGUGUUGGAGAUCCUGAGGCAGGAGGGUUACCAGGUGGAACACCUACCAGCUGGGGAGACACUCACAGAGAGCUGGAGUGCUUGGACACCGCCAUCGCCGCCGCUGGAAGACACCAUUCCGGAGCCCAACUUGGGGAGCGAUGAGGAGGUGGAGGGAGAGGAAGAGGAAGAGGGAGAGGCAGAGACGGGCGAGUGGGAGCUGGAACCCCCAGAACCGGGGGACGAGCUGACCCACAUGCUGCUGCCGGACAGCCUGAGCCAGCUGGAGGAGUUCGGUCGGCACAAGCGGCCGUGCAAGAACCACCGAUCUCAUGGACGCAAGCGCCUGUUCAGUGACUUGUGGGUGCGCAUGGGAGACAGCACUACUCCUCCGCCCAGCAUCAGAAUAACCAACGGCUAUGUGACGGUGGCGCCGCCCUUAACCCACCCGAAGCAGCAGAGGAGGACAUCGCCGCACAUCAGGGCCCAGCCCUCCAGCCGCACCCCGUCCCACCACAGCCCCCACAGCACUGGGGAGGCCCCCCACGCCCUCCCCAAGGCACUCACCUGCUUCCUGGCAGGCCUCAUCUCAUACCUCCUCUUCACCUCCUGACCAACAGAGGGUGAUCUAUGACCCCCCCCCCCCCCCUUCACACACACACACACACACACACACACACACACACUCUCUCUCUCUCUCUUCUCUCUCACACAUAUACAGACUGUCUAACCAAGCAUCACCACUGGUGGCCUCCUCAGACAGUGAAGAUGGUGUUGGGUUCGAUCCUCAAGAUGGAGCAUCUCGUUUGGUUCCUCUGGGUUUAUUAUAAAAGCUAUGUUCGAAAAACAAAAAGAGGAGACCCAUCAGUGUUCUCAAGAAGAGUUGCAGAAGCACGACAUAAAUUGUGGAUAAUUUUGAAAGACCUCGAAAAGUGGUGUUAUUUUAUGAUGGGUAUAUCUGUUGAAUGUAGGAUAUAAUUCAUGAACUACAACACCAACACAAGUUAAGUCUGAAUGUUGAACUGUUAAAAAAAUAGCAACACUAAUAUCAAUAACAUUUCUGAUGAUAUAAUUAUUACAGUAAGUCACCAAUGUAAUGUAUAAUAGACAUAGGAAGAGAAAAACAGAGUCAACCUAUUUUGUAAAUUGUGCAUUUUGUUCAUAAAGGAGUAUUGUAUAUUUAUUAUUUCUUAAAGAGUAUAUUUUCAUGUCUUUGUCAAAUAUUGAAAAAAAUAAAGUAUUGAAUAGCCA
This is a messenger RNA of Alosa sapidissima (American shad), 2620 nucleotides long. RefSeq names its product TraB domain containing 2B (gene trabd2b). Gene Ontology annotation, molecular function: metalloendopeptidase activity; Wnt-protein binding. The coding region runs from base 369 to 1982 and encodes 537 amino acids. The record is from RefSeq and is a predicted model, not a curated record. Gene Ontology annotation, cellular component: organelle membrane. NCBI's taxonomy places the organism in Eukaryota, Metazoa, Chordata, Actinopteri, Clupeiformes, Clupeidae. Gene Ontology annotation, biological process: negative regulation of Wnt signaling pathway. The transcript is spliced from 7 exons.